Messenger RNA from Symbiodinium sp. CCMP2456, 1048 nucleotides. The record is from the annotation of a GenBank genome assembly. Lineage: Eukaryota; Dinophyceae; Suessiales; Symbiodiniaceae.
AUGCAUCUGGUGCAUGGGAUUGAUUGCAACUAUAGGAAUACCGAUGAUCUGGACAGCUUUGGCUGCAGAUUUCUGGCAGAGGAGAUUGGAAGUGGGGCAGCCACAGCCGCAAUGUCCAUCAAAAAAGCGGCGAAGAUCGCCAAUGCUUUUGUGGGAGAUGGGCUCCGUCAGUCCACAGCACAUGAGCUGGGACGCAAAGGCCGAUCCCGGGACUUUUGGCGCUGGAUGAAGCUGCCCUUCGACCCUUACACGGUGGAGCUGCCCUUGCAGAAAGCAGGCUUGGAUCCUCAUGUGGUCAUGGAAAGCAUCAACUUUGUGUUGCCGUCUGACAUGCUGGCCGAGAUGCUUCGUCAGAAUGUGUGCAUUGGUCUUCUUAACCAGUACGUUUCUACGUUGGAUAUUUGCGUCUUCGGUCCCGAAGGACAUAUAUCCUUGGCUACCUAUUGGGCCGAAGAAAGUGCUGACUUCCUGCAAAAAAUCAAGCUGAAGCAGGCCGACGCGGCGUUCGCCAUUCCUCUCUUUCUUCAUGAAGACGGUGUUCCCAGUUUCAAGGACGAAUCCUACUCUUUUUGGAGUUGGAGCUCGCUGUCACGGCACCAAAGCGCCUACUCCAGGGCCUUCGUGGUGGGUUUGCCUAGCUCUCGUGUCUUGCCAUCCACACGAGCAACAAUCUGUGACGUGCUGGCGUGGGAUCUGGCCAACUUGGCGAAAGGCGUGCGACCGACGCACGAUCACCGUGGAAGGGUGCUCACAGGCAACCGUGCCAAGCUCGCUGGCGAGGACAUAUGUGGCGGUUAUACUGCUCACUUCACUUGGUGGAAGGGGGACAUGGAAGCCAGAGUUUCUGCUCACAACCUCCAGACUCGGCACUACCGAACGAUGCGGGAUAUCAUUGCGUCUGCCCUGACAUCCUGGCUGCUGCUUGGUAUACUGCAGAAGCACCUCGGUACCGGCUACGAAGAGGUGAACAAAGCCUUGCACCGGUUCACAUAUCUGGGCAAACAGUGGGCCAAAACAGUCGGUGAAGAACUCAACAUCAAGGACACGU